Messenger RNA from Pecten maximus, 9717 nucleotides. RefSeq lists its product as uncharacterized. Lineage: Eukaryota; Metazoa; Mollusca; Bivalvia; Pectinida; Pectinidae. The record is from RefSeq and is a predicted model, not a curated record. The transcript has 6 exons. The coding region runs from base 112 to 5313 and encodes 1733 amino acids.
ACAAUUGAAUAUGGCGGUUGGAACGAGCAGGCGUGUUGUAUAGUUAGUGUAACUCAGGUGUUUGGAUGCGUAAAGAUGUAGGAAUUUGUAUUUUUUGGAAUAUAUGUGACCAUGCCACUUCCUGAGAGAAUUGUCCAGCCAGUUUGUUUAGGGGGACACCCCCUAGACGUCUCUGAAGCUGAGGAGGGUACCGCUCACCUGACGGUAGCCUCAAAUUCAUUGAUUGGAGCAUUACUACAGCUUGCUAGUUUGGUCAGGCAUGCCGACGAUUUGUUUUGUGAUAUUUCGGAUGAGUGUCAGAAAGUCUUCGAUCGAUCUGAAAGAAUCUCUAAGAAACUUUCAAAUAUUGAAGCGACUGUCUCGAAGCUAGACGCAAAGGAUGUGACGAUACAGAUUGGACUUAAUGCUUGUGCUGUCGGUGACCUGUCCCAAUUUUCCCAGACUGGCGAGUACCAUGUCACCAAACAUGGGUUUGACAGUGACCUAUUUACAAAUGAUACACGAAGCCAGUGCAUCCGAGACCAGUAUGCCCAGGCUGAGAUUUCUCCCUCCCAUGCGUUACGAGGGGCAGACAUCUACAGGAAGGAUGGGCUCAGCAGCUCCCGACUCUUUAGGCUCUGGCCGGUACUGCUUCGGGAACCCAAGGUCAAAACACCUGACCUCAACCUACCUCGCAAGACCCAGUCCAUUUUCACGUUUGAGAAGCGUUACAAAAAGCUACAACAGCGUCCCAAGACCAUACACGUAACAGAUGAACAGUACUUUACAAAGGAGGAGAUGGCGCGCGAAGCCGAGGCAAUGUCAGAAAGUCUGUCUCAGUCGACCUCAGCAAGCCUUAUCUCCAUAGAUACCUCUGGCCAUAGCUUUGAGAGAAUGGAGUCACUACGGGGUUCACAACGAAGUAUCGCUAGUAAAGGCAAGGAAGCAAAGAGAAAGAAACGGAGACGUACCGUGUCUGGAGUGUCCGACAAUAUAAUGCAGGAAAUUGAGGCAUUUGAGAGGAAAAAGAAAAAUGGCAGCAGAGAACAGCCGCGUGAUUACAGUUUCGAUGACAUCGACAUGGACGGUAAUACAAUCCACCGCGACGAGGAAAUGGCAAAAUAUCUCGAUGAAAUUGAUGCCAAAAUGGAGGAAAGAAAGGAGAUUGAGCAUGCAUUCAGGAAGCCUAAGAUUUUAAGGUUGUUGCCAUGUCGACGUUCAAGGUCCCUACCAAGGUGCCUUAAGUUACAUUCUAUGAAAGCACUUACAUAUGACAGACAAUCUGUAGUUACUGACCACUCGAGUCGGUACGAGGGUGACUCCAUCAGUCUAGCUAGUGCCGGAUCAGGAUCAAGUCGCCUGUCAAGGUCAACAAAGAGGUCCAGUAUCAUCAGUAACAAGAUUAAGUCACUGGUCAAUGGUAGUAACAUUGGUAACAAGUUACGACCUCGACCUAAGUCUCUUGACCUUGACGCCAUUGACUUCGGUGAUGAAACUAUGACAUCUUCAUUGGCCAAUUCUAAAAUGCCGAGCAUGCCAGAUGGAAUUCUUAGUCGGGCAUCCAGAGACAAUUCUAAGGUGGGGCCAGGGACGUAUUAUAACUUCGAAAGUGAAAGUAAUACGUUACCAAGGCGACAACCAAAACGAAUUGAGCGUGAAUUCACAUGGAAUGCUAUGCCCAAGGAUUGGACAACAUCUGUGAAGUUGAGAGAGAUUUCUAAGAGGAGAUCAAAGGAGGACAGACAGUCAUCUUCAGGGAACUGGAGUGGUAGCAGUAGUAACCGCCAUUCUCUUGAUUCGGACAUGAAGAUCGAGAGCAUGCCAUCCACAUCCCAGUGUUCCCUGGGGCAGGACUCGGGUCGUGACUCACCCACCCUGGAGGAAAGAUCACGCUGUGACACUGACACCACUGGUGGGUACGCCGGAGACGGAGCAAGCACCGUCAGUGACAAGAGUUCCAUGAAGGACCAGAAAGGAGAGACAGACAAGUGGCUUCAGAGUUUAGCCAAGCGGGCCGCCUGUCGGGAGGAUGCCUCAUCUAGUAGUGCAGAGACCCUUAACUCUCUGACAAGAUUAACCAAACAGAACAUCAUGGCACUCGAUCUCAUGAUGUCGCCGUCCAAACGGAAACCGGCAGCAUUUUUUCUGGAUGACGAUGAAUCAGUUUAUUCUGUUGAUCAGGAAGGAUUUUACACUUCUUUCCACAAUGACAGUGGACUGAGGCGAAGCUGUGGAACACUUGUAGAUGAGGAUAUGUCGUCUCCUACGCGAGACACACAGAGUGUCACAAGCUUUGAGAGUGUGAUCAACACGUCAGACACUGAUAAGUAUGCAGGACUAAAACGUGGCGGCUCCCAAGGUGGAAGUAAAGUGCUGAGCAAGGUGAAUCCUCCUGCUCCUCCACCAAGGACAAGUUCAUGUCCCCGUCUCAGCCCCAGGGCCGAAGACAAUGACAAUGAAAAUUCUCUACAGUCGCCAGAUAUGGUUUCCAGACAGGACUCGUCCUCCAUGUCGGAGUCGGACCAGGAGAGCAUCUUCAUGCGACUCAAAUCAAAGACACAAAUAUCCUCGAGUGGAAUUCCCUCCAUUUGCCCCCUGUCCAGUGAUGAAGAAGGAGCAUUCAAAAGGCAGUCUGGAGGCUCUGUGGAGAGUGAUAACAAAUUCGGCUUGAUGGUUGGUCAGGAACAUGUGGUUGACAUGAAUCAAAAUUUGAGUAAGUUCACAGAGUUGACGAACGAUUCAUCAGUAUUCUCUGUUUCAUCAUUCGAUGCUAGUAGUAAAUUUGACACCACUUAUGAUUUUACUGAUGAUACUUUACUAGGCAACAACAGUGAGUCAGACUUUGAGAGCCAAACUCUCCCAAGAGCACACCAUUCUGAUAAGGAGAGUACCAGUUUUGACUACACCAAGUCAUGGCCAAGAUCUCACAAGAAAAACGACAAUUCACAAACACCUGUGUCUGGUAUUCUUAAGAGCACUGACCGCUCUCUCAGUGGCCCCAAACCAAACAAAUCCCUGAAUUUCUCGCCUGUGAUCAACAUGUUUAAUCCUGGGACGCCUCAAGCUGUCCAAAUGCCACUCCCAUGCUCCCCUGCAUCUUCGGAGGAGGGGAACAGGAAGUUAAAUAAGCAGAACUCUUUAACUUCACCUGAUUCGGCUACAUACAAACUAGCAGUGCCCAUCACACAGGAGAAAUUUGAAAAUAAAGCUGGUCUACCAAUGAAGUAUCAGCCUGUCAUCGUGGUCAAGCCUGGUCAGAGGCCAGGUCAGACUUCUGAAAAGAAAGGAGCUUAUGUUAAACUUAAUCAGGCAAAUGAUAACGUUCCUUCAGGCUCCCAAAUCAGUCCCUAUGCAGCUUCAUCUGUUGCCAAGCAAUCCUCAAAUGCAUACUCAGGAAGUGACAACUUGUAUGCUAUUAGUCCUGUGAAAUCUCCGAGUCCCAGAAUGGACAAUGCUGCUGAUUCAGGCUACUUAGAAAUGAAUGGUAAUUCAAGUAUCCACUCCAUGGAAGGUCAGGCCAAAAGUUCACUUAGAGUUCACCAUGGGAGUAUUCUGUCUUUGGAAUCUGAAGAUUCCUUCAACUUCACAGGAAGUUAUGUGAGCAUGGCAAGUCCAUGUAGUUCACCAAAUCUUUCAAACCUGGAUGUUCCCAUGGUUACAACCCCGACAGGGUCGAUGGACUCGUUGAUAGAACAACCGAGUAAAGACAAGGGCUUUAUUAGUAUCGAUGAAUCAAAUCUAAGCACUACAAUGGAAACUAUUGCCAUAUCAACUAAUUCCUUUUCUUCAUUUGGUGGAAGUGAUCAUGAGAGGUCAUUCAGUACAUUUUCUGGUCCUCCUCAACCUGCUAUGUCUUCCACCCCUCAAACAACAAGUAAUUUCCAACCUCCUCGUCACAAUCGGUCAGCACCUCCGCAGAGAUUGCCUCAACGCAACAGACGGUCUACACCUUCACCACAACCAGCACUCCCUGCCAGGGUCCCACUGGAGCAACAUGUCAGGUCUGGGACACAGCAACACCAUCAUCACAAACCGCAAUCCACAUCUUCUACUCCACAACAUCAUAGGUCACAAAAAUCUCAUUAUCAAAACAAUGCGAUGAAGAAACCAGAAAACUAUCAUCCUAUGGCACAGAAAAGUACCAGCAAGUCAUAUUCAUCAUCUAAUCUUCAGAAAAAUGCCAUGCCAGCAUCCCGUUCAUUCCCAUCAGAUAUGAGGAAGUAUGCAUCUAACGAUACAGGUUCAUCAGAAUCUAUAAGUACGCGUCCUGGUCGUCCACGUCAGAAUGCCUCUGUGAGGAGAUCAAGUGCUGGUACAACAUCUUACAGUGUUCCACAUAGUGGUUCCGAUUCGGACUCCAGUAACACUAAUGGUCGCAAUGAUUCAUACCGUGUCGCCAUGGUGAACCCAAGUAGAAAUAGUUCUUAUAGAGUGGCAAUGAAGGAGAGUAAGAGUUGUCCUUCUUUACAGAACUCUCAAAGGAUCAGGCCUAGUCCUGUACUGUCUCAAUCUUCUCAUCCUAAUGGUCCUAAAAAUGGUCUUAAAAAUGCUAGUCCAGUAUUAACCCCAAGUUUAUACACAAAGGGAACACCUUCACCCCUACCCGCGGAGUACUACCAGGCAGAUCCUGAGGAUUUCAAUAGGACUGAUUCCUACAGAUUCGCUGUUAGGAAUACUCAUGGUGUUGUGUCGGAGGAUUCCACAGGACGUAACUCGUCCUACAGGGUGGCCAUGAAGGAGAUGGACUCCAUAGUUCCCGACAAUCACAUGAGUGGUGUACACUCCGUUCCUGCUGGAGGUCGCGACAUGAGGAGAAUGGGAAUCACAGAUGUAGAUCAGGUGAAGGGUGUUGCCGGGGCAUCAAAAUCACUCAGACCGUCGGAGUCUACUAGCAGUGUACAAGUUAAACUUAGACGCUCGACAAAAAAGGGCGAUGUUGAUCCCAUUUCAGUGCUAUCUAGUAUGGACAGUGGAAGCUCGCACAAGACGAACAAAAACCGUCACAGCACAUCCUCCACUUAUAUUAGGUUUGAUCCGAUCUUUGAGGAUAAGGAGGAUAUCACGGGUUCCAUGGAUUCUCUCAGGGAUUCAUCCAUGGGAUCUCACAAAAUGGCCAACUCCUCCGGCGAAAUGUCUUUCUAUGGUGGUGACAGUUUCUAUGGAAAUGGUAAACCCAAAGUUAAUGCAAUGAGUAACGGGAGACUUCCAGGUUCUAGUGCCAAUGAGAAAAGUUCAUCAUCACUCUUCAGUAAUGUGAAAAACUUCGUAAAACAAAAAUCCAGUAGUAAGAAUUCUGCUGUAAUCGAGGAUGAUUGUAGGUUUACUAUGGUGUGACCGGAGGAUAUCAGUGGGUCAGGUGCAGUGUAUGGUUGAGUGUAUAUAUGGUAGUGAUGGGACAUUGGUCACAAAUCCAUAAUUGAUUUUUGGUUAUAAUCGGAAAGAUUUGCUGAUGUAAGUAAUUGCUAUGUGUUACAAUUAUAGAAAAUGAAUAUAUUUCAUUUAACAUUCAUGUUGCCUUUGUAAAAUUAACUGAAAAAAGGCCCAACUUACCUAGAAUUAGUAUAUGAAUGACAGGUUUUCAACCAUUAGCAUCUUAAUUAUGUAUACUGUGAAAUUUAUUUUGAUUUGAAAUGAAGCCCUGGAAAUAUCAUAAUGUUCAUUUUCUAUGAUUUUAACACAUAGCGAUUAAUAUCAGGGUCCAAUAUCAAAAAUUAAAUUUGAUUAUCAUGACUUAAUGUUAAAUGACUACGUAAUUAAUUAAAAUAUAUCUGAUCAUUGUCCUAUCACUAAUGUGUGGUGUAUGUUUAGAGCAUUAGCUGGUUACAGACAAAUCAGUUUUGAAUGGUGAAUCUUUACUGUAUGCUCCGUGUUUAACACAUUAACUUUCUUUUGCUUCAUCGGUUUAGAAUCAGUGCUUCGGAAAAAGUCUGUACCAGUAUAAUUUUUGAAGUCCAUAAAAUGGCAGCUUGAAUUGGCAUCAACUUACCAAUAUCGGAGUAAACAAGUUUCUAUAUCUCCAAAUGUGUCUAAUCCAGUAAAUUACCAUCUAAUGGGAUUUAAGUCAAAAGUGAUUAAUGUAACAAUUUUCUUUUGAUAUAAAUGACUUUUAUCUUAACAUGACAAUGCUAUCAUCAAAAUUGAAUCAAACGUGAAAAUUUUAUAACUGUAUUUUGAUGAAUUACUUUUAUUUUAACAUGACAAAGUGAUUGUCACAGUCUAGCUUCUGAAAAUACAGGAUAUCAGGCAUAAAUGCCUCUCAGGAUGUAAGAACAUCAAUGUCUCGCCUACAUCAGACAAUUUAUUAAAAUCAAAACGUUUCAUGUUCCCUACCGUGUACCGUGUAUAAAAGUGCUAGAUAUGGGUUAAUUUUGGAAAAACAAUCAUUAAAAAAGGAGCUCGAGACCAUUUUUUUUUUUUUGUAUUUGUUGAGUGAAGAAAGUUACCGGUAUUACAUUUGUAGCUGCAAUGAGUCAGUAAGACCAUAAAUACAUUCAUUGACUGUAGGACACUUGUUAACUCAUCUGAAUCACUGAAACGUUUUAAUACAUCAUGAUCAUACAUCCAAUGUAUAGAAUAUCACCUCGAACAUCAGAUGUUGCUUUGCCCUUGUCUUAAUAAAGAAUAUAUUUAUGACAGAUUUGUUUGCUACAGAAUACUGCUUUUACAUUUUACCACAAAGUAUUUUUAUGGCCAUUUAUGAAAUACAUACUAGAUUCCAUGAAGCAGUAUAUUUGUUUGUAGCCACCAUGUAUGUGUCUGGAGCGAGCCCCUCCAUGACAAUAAACCAAUGACAACACUAUCAGUGUUUUAACAUCAAACUUCCCAUGUUUCAUCCUUAUAUUUCACCACAGCACUUCAUUCAUAUGCCAGUAAGUGCCAUGUAUGUUGUUUCAGUUUGACAUUCAUUGGAGGAAAUAAAAAUUCACUCUUUAUAAUUAUUGUACCUACAUUUGUAUUCAAAACAUCAAGCAAAAAUUGGUUGGUAAAAAUGUCAUCUUUUUUUUUGAAGGGUGAGAAAAGGCAAUAUAAUUUUGCAAAAGUCUGAAAGGAAAUGACAUUCUUCAAUUACAUGGGUAGUACAUGUAUAAGGUUGAACAUAUCCUGUACACUGAUCAGUACUUUACUAAUCUUGUUUGUACUUAGAUUUCUGGGAAGGUAAAUAAAAAUGUUCGGCAACUUCGGCAACAUAAUGUAACUUAAUAUUCUUCCUUACUUUCGUUUUCGUUUUAGGAAGGAAAUACAUUAGAGGUUUCCAAUUACUUAAUCUUGUGAUGUUUGUAUGUAUGCAUGCUUGUCUUAAUAGGAAAUCUUCAUCAAAGUAUUCAGUUUUUACAGAGGACAAAUCUGGGGCUAUAUAUAUAUAGCUAGAGGCAUCCUACAAAAUGAAUAGUUGUAUGAUAUCUCCAAUUACAUAAUCAUAGCUGAGAAAAGGUUAGGAAGGAAGGGCAAUUUAAUUCAACCAAUAGAAUCAACAGCUAGGAAUUGGUUGAAAUACCAAAUUGUCAACCAUUCUCUUCAAACAGCAUUAAUUACCAAUUUACUGUGCAUAAUGCAAUUAUACCAUGGUUUAUAAAGAUAUAAAAAGUCCUAGAAUUUCAGCCCUUGCCUGGAAAAGUCUUUGAAUCACUCGUCAUACCUUGAAAGUCUUGGAAUCUUGGAUAAAUGCACUGAAAAAGUCCUUGAAUUCAUGUCUUUGGAGUUAAAAUGAAAUGAAGAAGAUGAUUAUUUUUCUGCAGAAUGUUACAGUCAUGAGAUAUAUAAAUUUUCCUUUUUUUCGCGAUUAAUGUUACAGGCGAUGUGUUUACAUUUAUACCUCAAAAUUGUUAAAACAGUGGGAAAUAAGACAUAUAGAUCAUAUUUUGUACGAUAAAAAGUACUUCUAUCUAAAUGCAGUACACACACACAAAAAAAAAGAUCACUACACCCAAUUAAAGUCUCGAAAAAUCCUUGAAUUUGAAGUCGUGGAAAGGUUUUGGAAUCUGAUGACUCUAAAGUCUGUAUGAACCAUAUACAUAUAUCACAAUUAUACCUGAAUGAAAGAUAGUAAGAAAGAGAACUUUUGUAAACUUUUUUUCAGUAAGUGAGGGAAUUGAUAAUGAUUUUAUUGAAAAAGUUAUCAAUAGAUUAAAAAAUAUUUUUUUUCAAAAUCUGUUGGUAACAAAUUUCAGGCAGUUUCAUAUUUUUUCAUAAUUUUUCAUAAUUUUAUAUUAAUAUCCGACCGUUAUUGUCAGGGUUUUAUCAAUGUUUCUGUCAUCCAUAUGUACAUGAAUCCAGUCAUUUUUUUAAGGCAAACCAAGCUUAUUUAUUGUUGUAAAACUGUGCUAUUUAUGUUACUGUACAAGUUCACAAUGUUUGAGAUAAUUUUUUUGCAAUUUCCACAAGGCAGCAUUUUUAAAUGUAAUCAUUAAUUUAUGUGUUUUUUUAAUUUGCUUUUUCUCCCCUUUAAUUAGUCUUAUAUGAUUUUUGAUGUUGAUUUUUAAAUGCCUUAAUUACCAUUUUGAUGGACAAAUCUUAAAUAUGAAUAUGAAAUAAAAUGCAUUUUAUAUUUAUGUUUAAAGAAUAUUGUGAAGAAUUAAAAUUUUCAUGAUUUAUUUUAUGUACCGCAGGAUAUGUAUAUUCCAAAUAUUGUAAAUUAAUUUCUUUUUCACAUGUGUAAUUUGUUUCACUUGAAGGUACUUCAUGCAUGUAAUCAAACUUGCAUAUUUGAUCAAACUUUUAUGUACAUGGUAUAACAUUUAAUGUCAAAUGCAAUUUGUACAUACAUCUUAAUGCUGUAUAUAUUGUGGGAUGUUUAUGUAUAUAAUUCUAUUCCUACCGGCCAUGUUUUAUACAUAUACACAUAUAUCCAUGUCUUAACAACCUAUACAGUAUGCUUAUACAAAUAUAUUAUGCAUCUUUAUCGUGUAAAUAUUUCAAAUAUUUAAAGACAGGUCCUUGUUGAUUUUUGGUGUACACAUUUACAAAAUUCUUGAUUUGAUUUCACUUGAAUCUAAAAAAGGAAAUAGUGUAUAGUUCUAGGACAGUAAAUCUAAAAAAGGAAAUAGUGUAUAGUUCUAGGACAGUAAAUCGGACAUGUCUUUCUAGGACAGUCCUUACUUCAAAACCAAAGGUUAUCAAUUUUACCUCGUCUCAUAUCAAUGUGAACAGAUCCUAAUCCAAUUACCUUAACAAUCAACUUUAAAUUAGCUGCAUCAAAAGCAUGAAAGAUGGCAGUUAUUUGAAUAAAGGUCCCAAAUAAUAGUCUAUAAUUUCUGGAUUAAGUAUAAAUUGAUAAUUGCCGAUAAACAGCAGGAAUCUGUCUUUUAACAAAUUCUUUUCUACUAUGAACAUUCCUUGUCUCUAUGGUGAUGUAUCAAAAUAAUGAUGAAAAAAUAUCACUAUUUCUGUUACAAAUUAGUUCAUAUUUGAUGCAUCAUUUUAAAAUUUACAUUGUAGAGUUUACUUCAUCAAUUUUAAACAUCCAUUUAUAUAAUAUACAUAUUGACCAAAUUUUUAAAUUACCAUUCAUGUUACAGAAAGAUUAAAUAAUCCUUCAACGUUGAAUUUUAAUGAGGAUGUGUAGAUAAUAUGUUUUGUGUAAAUGUGCAAACAUUAUCCUGUAUGUGUGUGUUACACAAAGUGCUUGUUAUGAUUGUUUUGUAGUAGAGUUAUCUACCUUGAGUCAGGAGAAUAUGUGUAGUGCAAUGCAGUUCUGCAGGUGGUUGACUGUAGACACAAAUAAAAGUAUUUUUAGAUAAA